This is a messenger RNA of Cotesia glomerata, 2133 nucleotides long. RefSeq names its product putative gustatory receptor 28b. The record is from RefSeq and is a predicted model, not a curated record. The coding region runs from base 36 to 1235 and encodes 399 amino acids. NCBI's taxonomy places the organism in Eukaryota, Metazoa, Arthropoda, Insecta, Hymenoptera, Braconidae. Gene Ontology annotation, cellular component: dendrite; axon; neuronal cell body. The transcript has 6 exons. Gene Ontology annotation, biological process: sensory perception of taste.
CGUCCAGUCACUUUCAACAACUAUUUAAGUUUACAAUGUGGAAACCAGCGAAUGUCAUAGAGGCAAUGUUGCCGAUUUUUCUUGUAAAUGCGAUAUUUUGUCACGGAAUAUUCCAAUACCCUCACUUAGAUAAAUCUAAAUUAUAUUAUUCUUUAAUAUUUUCAAUUACUACGACUAUAGUCUUCUUCAUGUUUUUCAUGUAUGUGUUUUUAAAUUGGACGGAUCGAUUUUUAUCGACUUCUCCCAAAGGUAUUUAUUAUGUCAACACAGGUAUAAUGAUUUUGGCUAUGAUUAUUAAUGUUAUUGCCGGCUGGACUCACAAAGACAAAAGUAUGAAGAUUAAUUUGCGAGUAAUUAAAGUCGAUAAAACACUAAAAAAAUUGGGAGUUCCAGUAAAUGCGGAAAAAGAAUUUUACAUCAUCAUCAUGAUUGUCUUCAUUUGGAUAAUUUUUUUAUUAUUUUUGGAUAUUUCUCAUAUCGUAUCAACCGAAAAAAGUGAUGAUCUAUCAGAGAAAACUAUGCGCUCAAUUAUUCUUCAACAUGGCCACCAUGUAAACAUUUUGAUUAAUGCUAUUUUUUGUCUGUUUGUAAAGCAUAUGAAAAUACGGUUCAAGAGUUUGAAUAAAGUUUUGCUUGAUAUUUUUCAAUUACAAGACAAUGAUUCAAAGCAUAAGAAAAAUACUGAUUACAAGUGGGCUGUAUCGAGAAGGAUUAAUUUCGAGAAAGAUUUUAUGAAAAUUCUUCAUGAUGUUAAGCGCAUUCACCUAGAAUUAGGAAUUCUGUGUCGUGAAAUAACAAAAAUUUAUGGAAUACCGAUAGUUUUAUCGAUGAUUACAGCAUUUAUAAACAUUUCUUCCUUAAUUUUGAUUACUUACAUAAUAAUAAUAAUGAGUCCUCAAAAUCCCAAUUUCGACAAAUCCGUUAUAGUAUCUAGCUUACUUCUUUGGGUCAUAGUUUUCAGUUUAAGAAUAUUUGUCAUUAAUUAUAAUUGCGCUGAAUGCAUACUCGAGUGGAAAAAAACCGGCGAAAUAAUUCACACAUUAGAGUUCGACUCUAAAAACAAAGAAUUUCAAGAAGAAAUUAAACAAUUUUCAAUUCAAAUACUCCAAAACCCGCUCAAGUUUUCUCCCUGCGGAUUAUUCGAUCUCGGGUAUUAUUUUUUAAGAGACUUUGCUGGGACUGUAACUGCGCAAAUUAUCCUUUCUAUUCAGACUUAUCGAUUUACGUCUAAGUGAAUUACGGAAAUAUUUUAUCGCUAAUAAUCGUUUCGCUAAUGUAUUAGGUUAUAAAUGUAAUGAGUUAAGAGUACAAUAAAAUAUUGUGCAAUGAUUAAAAUCAAGCAGUCAUAUUUUGACCACUAGUGUGAUCGGUGAUGUUUUUAUAAAAUGUUCGGAAUAAAUUACAAACCCGAAAACUUGACCAAGUCAUUGCUGCCGAUUUUGAUAGUCAACUGGAUUUUAGGUCAUCAAUUGAUCCACUAUCGUGUAGAUAGUCUCAAUUUUCUGCAAACAUUCAUUUAUUUAUCAUUUAUUUCGUUUAUUUAUGUGGUUGGCUUAUAUUUUUCGAUUUCAUACUUAUACUUAGCUUCUUGGUUCCAAGACGUAUACAAGUACUUGGGGGUAGUUGGUAUGAUGCUCAUUAUAAUAAGUAUCAUCUUCAUUCUCGGUUGGAUUCUCAAAAAAAAAGCACGAAUUGUUGAUAUGAAAAACCGAAGACUUGACAAGCGACUUGAGGAACUAGGUAUUAAAAUUGACACUCAGGAAGCUUUCAAUUUUUGUCUGAUCGUAACAAUUGCGUGGGUUACAAACUUAUUGAUAAUUAAUGUGACGACUUCUUUAUGGCUUUUUGGUACGGAAGAUGCUUUUAAGAAGAUUACUGCGAUUAAUAUCACACAUCUUCCAUUGUAUAUUAGUUAUUUAUUCAAUUUGACUUUCGGGUUGUCUAUACGACACAUGGCGCUCAGAUUUCGAGUGGUCAAUCAAGCGAUUGCCAAAUUUGAAAUUCAAGACAAUAAAUUGGCGAUUGUAAACGACUUUUUUUACGACAAAAGACGAAUAAGUAACAAUCGUGCUAAUUCUUUUCAAGAUACUUCGAGUUAUUUGAAUCAUCUUCUUCAAAUUUUCCGGUAAAUUG